AUGUUCAGCGACGUCUCCCAGAUGGCCCAGAGAUCAGUCUUGGUAAAAGAUGGUCUAAGCCAGCAAAUACGAGAUUAUUGGAUCAACCUUGAAGGUGAUAUCAAUGCCCUUGAGCCCAGGGCUUUAUGUAAUUAACACUUUGAUCUCCUUUUCCCCUUCUAUCAGAAACGCAAGAAUCAGUGUGUGGUCAAACAACGUGACUCUCCCAGAAGCCUGGGAAAAUGGCGGUUGUAGGAGUCCUCUAGAGAAGAAGGAAUUAAAAAAUAUAGAAGAAAUGUCUCGAGCUGAAAACUUUGUUUUGCAUUUGAAAUAUGUCCCAUCGAAUGAAAACAGUGCUGACGCGCCCUCCCGUACUUUGUUUGACAUUGAUUGUUUCUUGUCCGAGGAGGCGUGGGCCCGAGUUUCAAGCGAGCUUUGGACCACAGACGUUUAACUUGAUGUCUUUGGACAGCAACUGUUGCAGAGGAAGGAAUAGAAGCCUGUUGCCUCAUGACACACCUUAGCCGACUCCGUAUUCUUCAGGAGUUAAUGUUUUCGCACAAACAAUACAGAUGGAACAUAACGUCUAUGUCUUUCCUCCUGUCGUUCUCGUGGGACCUUUGUUGGGGGUAUUUUUUUUAAUCAACGCCGGUGUUUCGGUUAUACUGUCAUUGUCCCUCGUUUACAACGGUAUCGUUAUUGGUUGGCAAUACUCCAAGCUAUGGCAGUAG
Molecule: messenger RNA, 710 nt
Organism: Porites lobata
Lineage: Eukaryota; Metazoa; Cnidaria; Anthozoa; Scleractinia; Poritidae
Source: the annotation of a GenBank genome assembly